Molecule: messenger RNA, 150 nt
Organism: Ostreococcus lucimarinus CCE9901
Lineage: Eukaryota; Viridiplantae; Chlorophyta; Mamiellophyceae; Mamiellales; Bathycoccaceae
Exons: 1
Coding region: 1-150 (49 amino acids)
Source: RefSeq, a predicted model, not a curated record
AUGUCUGGCCUCAAUGUAUUUACCCGCGGUAAGCAGCGAAUAAACAUAGCGAGAAACCAGUUGCGCGACCGAACCCGAAGCUUCGAUUCAACGGGCCGACCUAUCGUUCUAGCUUCUAGGGAACGGGGCAAAGAAACACUGACGGAGUAA